UCUCUUAAGAAAACAUCACUUGUACCCAUGAAGACCUCAAACAACAUUAGUUUUGCAUGGUUUGUAAUCAUCUCAAUGUUGUGUUUGCUUGCAAAUUCUCAACUAACAACAGAUUUCUACUCAAAGACAUGUCCUAAUCUUCGCACCAUCGUACGUGACCAAAUUAUUAAGGUGAUUAAAACUGAACCAAGAAUGGCAGCUUCUUUGCUUCGGCUUCACUUCCAUGAUUGUUUUGUAAAUGGAUGUGAUGCAUCGAUCUUACUCGAUGGAGCCGACGGAGAGAAGUUUGCUUUACCAAACAUCAAUUCGGCUCGGGGAUUUGAGGUGGUGGAUUCGAUCAAAAGUGUUGUGGAAAGUUCAUGCAGUGGAGUAGUUUCUUGUGCUGAUAUUCUGGCUGUAGCCGCUCGUUAUUCAGUUGUCUUUAGUGGAGGACGACGAUAUGACGUGCCACUAGGAAGAAGAGAUGGACUUGUGGCAAACCAAACCGGGGCUAACCUAAUGUUACCUGCACCCUUUGAGACUCUGGGUAACAUUACUCGCAAGUUUGAAGCCGUGGGCCUCAAUAUCACUGAUGUCGUCAUACUUUCAGGUGCACAUACAUUUGGGAAAGCAAGUUGCGCAACAUUUAGAAACAGAUUAUUCAACUUCUCUGGAACGAGUGCACCUGAUAGUACGUUACUUGACUCGAAUAUGGUAUCGGUUCUACAAAAUCUGUGUCCGGUGAAUGGAGAUGGUAGGCAAACAACAGCUCUUGACUGGAACUCGACUGAGAAUUUUGACAACCAUUACUUUCGAAACUUGGUCAACGGGCGUGGACUUCUUGAAUCUGAUCAAGUGUUGUAUUCGAGUGAUGAGGCUAUCUCAACUACACGAAGUCUUGUUGAGCUCUACAGCAAAAACUGGCAGAUUUUCUUGGAUGAUUUUAAGCAUUCCAUGGUGAAACUGGGGAAUAUUCAACCACUUACAGGAUCUUCUGGUGAGAUUAGGAAGAAUUGCAGGGUUGUUAAUUCAUAGAAUUUUUUUUUUAUAUAUGUGACACAAAUAUUUUACAAAACAUAUGACAUUAGAAUAAUAUGGUUGCAACCUCUAUAUAGAAUAUGAUUUUAAAAGAGUUAACCAUUUGAAGAGGAA
This is a messenger RNA of Helianthus annuus (common sunflower), 1131 nucleotides long. Its product is annotated as peroxidase N. The record is from RefSeq and is a predicted model, not a curated record. NCBI's taxonomy places the organism in Eukaryota, Viridiplantae, Streptophyta, Magnoliopsida, Asterales, Asteraceae. Gene Ontology annotation, biological process: hydrogen peroxide catabolic process; response to oxidative stress. Gene Ontology annotation, molecular function: peroxidase activity; heme binding. The transcript has 4 exons. The coding region runs from base 28 to 1014 and encodes 328 amino acids.